Messenger RNA from Penicillium pulvis, 579 nucleotides. RefSeq lists its product as uncharacterized. The record is from RefSeq and is a predicted model, not a curated record. The transcript is spliced from 3 exons. Lineage: Eukaryota; Fungi; Ascomycota; Eurotiomycetes; Eurotiales; Aspergillaceae. Bases 1 to 579 code for a protein of 192 amino acids.
AUGGUAGAUGCGAAGGCACUUGUAUGGUGCUGCUUCGCGCAGGAGGUGCGCCAGGUGAUUUUAGAUGGAGCGCCCCCAGCGACUGUUUUUGGAGCAGACUUGUCCAGCGGCUUUAUGGACCUAGGCUAUGAUCUCUUCCUUGAUAAAGAGAAGCUCGGUGCUAGGUUUGUUCAAAGCGAUAUUUUCGAUGAUCAGUCAGCCCUAAGAACAGAGUUCCACGGUGGACUUGAUGUCAUUCACGCUAGCAAUUUCUUCCAUGUGUGGGAAUGGGGAAAGACAAUUGAAGCCGCCAAACACGCCGUCAGUCUACUGAGCAGCAAGCCUGGAUCAGUAAUUUUGGGAACACAGGUGGGUACCAAAAGAGCUAGGAAGGUGAUAUUUCCUCAUAUGAAGGGCAGAAGUGCUUUUUUCCAAACCCCAACAACCUGGAAAAAGCUUUGGGGCGUGGUUCAACAAGAUAUGGGCUUUCAGCUCGACGUCCACGUCACUGAAUCAUACAUUCCUGAUAAAGACGAGUUUGAAUGGCCUGAAGAGCUAGAAUUCACCCGCUUGCACUUUGUCAUCACAAGGGUGUCAUGA